GCCUACUGGCAAAAGUCUGAAAAUCUGAAACAGGAGUUGAUGGAUUUUUGGAUCGUGCCGCUCGGCCUACUGGCAAAAGUCUGAAAAUCUGAAAGAGGAGUUGAUGGAUUUUUGGACUUAUAAGUUCUAACUCACCUUAUCUCGUACCCCUAAAAGAAAAACUUAUCUUUGUAGUCUUCUCUGCAAGACCAUGGGCUAGGGUAGCCCCUGCUUGUGCCAGCCAGAGACGCAUGGACCGAGUCCAUGUGCACCAAACCCCUCUUUCCCUUCCGCGAACCACAGAUCGCUCACGUCACGGCCACAAGGACAAAUCUGCGCAAAACCGUACCCCUCUUCGCCUCCGGAAGCAAGCAAGAUGCUCCGACGCCUCGCCGGCGCCGCCGCGGCGCCCCUCCGACGCUGCCUUUGCACGGCGUCCUCGCGCCCUCCCUGGGCCCUCACCUACAGGAUGGCGGCGCUGGGCGCGUCGGGGGCGCCGUCGCCGGCCGCGCGCGCGUCCUUGGACCUCCACGAGCCCCCCUGCGUCACCCAGCUCUCCGUCCCCGCCCACCUGGCCGACGGCAUGGACCUGGCCGCCGCGAGCAUCCAGGCCGCGAGCAGCGACGGGCUCCUCCUCCUCGACUUCGCCGAAACCGGCGACUGGCCCGAGGCCAUCCGCGACUGCGGUGGCAGCAGCAAAGCGAUACCCGGAUUGGCCGCGUGCGCCGCCGCCGUCGACCCGGGCGUCAGGCGCUUCGUCUGCAACCCUCUCAGCGGCCAGCUGUUCCGCCUCCCCGUCCCCAGCAUGGAUGCCGCGCUGACGACCACGCCCUUCGGCCUGCUCACCCAAUCCCACGGCCCCCACGGCCCGCCUGACAGGUUCGUGGUCGCCCAGCUCUGCCUCCGGGAGAGGGACGGCCAAAGGGUCGUGCGCCGCUUUCGGUCCGAAACAGGGGAGUGGGACGAGCCGCCGCUGUUCGUCCCGUCCGCGGCUCCGGCUUGGCGCCCAAUGCCGAACCACGAGGUGGUGGCGUUCGGCGACCGGCUGUGGUGGGUCGACCCUUUCUUUGGUGUCUUCUCCGUCGACCCAUUCAGCGACCGGCCGGAGCAUGGCUUCGUCGCGCUGCCGCGCCCGCUGCCCAACUUCGACAUUGACGCGCCGCUGAUGCUGUUCCGGCUCUUGGGUGUCAGCGAGGGGAAGCUGCGCUAUGUCGAAAUGACCACUAAGGAGCCGUUUAUGCUCUACUCGUUCUCGCUCGACGACGAGGGGUCGUCCUGGAAGCUAACACAUGAGAAAAGAUUGAACCUGGUCUUCCCUGACAAAUCCAUACCAAGAGAAUGUGAAAUGCCGUGGAUUUCUGCAAUUGAUCCAUUCAAUGCCAACAUUUUCUAUUUCACACAUGGCGACCUUGUUUGCGAAAUCGACAUUGACAAGGGGGAGACUGGGAGGAGUUCUUUUCCAGACAGCAUCACAUCUCGGAGCUACAGCUCUGCUUUCUUUGUGCCUGUAAUGCUCCCAGCAUGGAUUGAAUCCUACAACCUCCCGUGUACAGGAACACUUUCGAGCAAGGCGACCAAUGCAACAAGGAAGACUUUGGCAGACAUACUGGUUCGUGUUGACUCUUGACAAAGACCAGAAAAAAAAUCGAAGCAUGCCAGAAUAUCUUUGAUUCCUUACAAUGGACCGACAACUGAGCUGAUGGUGGCACUGGAAGACAUGGACUCUCAUUUUGGGGAAAUGCCGGGACAAUCUUGGCGUGUUCCGCUUGUUGAUGCGCUCGGCAAUUUAGAUUGGAGCAGUCUAACAAAUGCACUGUUACUUGCAAGACACGAUGCUUAUCUUCUCCGCAGCAUGCUAUUGCACCUAUCAAAGGAUAUGUUUGAUCGGAUUGUUUUAGUGCAUAGGUCAUUUACGUGGCAAUGAUGAUAAGAAAUGCAUGCGCUCUCUUUAAUCUGGAAUACAAUGACCUUAAAAUACUCUUUCCAGUGGAAAACGAUAUGUUCCCUGUUCUAAAUGUUAUUUUGGUCUUAUUGACCGGAGUUUAGACCA
Triticum dicoccoides is the source of this 2029-nucleotide messenger RNA. RefSeq lists its product as uncharacterized. The transcript is spliced from 3 exons. The record is from RefSeq and is a predicted model, not a curated record. Lineage: Eukaryota; Viridiplantae; Streptophyta; Magnoliopsida; Poales; Poaceae. The coding region runs from base 356 to 1606 and encodes 416 amino acids.